AUGAGCGCCGCUUCGCCGAAGAGGAAACGAGGGCAUACUUUGCCGCUUGACACGAAGAGCCUGACAUCUCGAUUGCUUGGAGACAGCGAUCUAGAGGAGCAUGUCGAGAGUCCGAGAACAAAAUUCGCUAGACAAUUUGAGGACUUGGAAAUUCAUGGCAAACUCGAGAAGCGAAGUCAAGACGCUACGAACAACUCGGCUUACGGAACCGACGCCAUAACGGAACAACCAAAUGAGGGACCUAUGAAGCUGGGGCCUGUUGCAUCGCACCAAAGUGGGCAACGGCCACAGAGUCUAUCAAUGCUCGCUUCCGAAUGUGAGCCCUCACCACCGAUAUCGCCAGGAAUCCAUUCUCGCUCCAAGUCCCCUCCACUCACCGGCGGGCUAUCUGACGAGUUUUGGCAUGACUCCGAGAUAACUGGUCAUGAUCCCGACGAUCCCGACGACGAUGGCUAUGGCAUCAAUGGGAUUGGCUUCAGACCUACAGCGGCCAUUGCCUGGACGAGGUCACAGCAACGGAAACGGCAACUCACCGAAUGCAAAAAUCGAGAGGCUCGAGAAGCAAGGCAGCAAAGGAGUGAGAGGAGAAAGCGUCUUUUCGACGACGGCGAGGGAGCACCACCCAUGGAGUCUUCCCCUCGGAAGGUCGUUCGCGUCCAUUUCGAAGAUGGUUAA
Messenger RNA from Cladophialophora yegresii CBS 114405, 675 nucleotides. RefSeq lists its product as uncharacterized. The coding region runs from base 1 to 675 and encodes 224 amino acids. Lineage: Eukaryota; Fungi; Ascomycota; Eurotiomycetes; Chaetothyriales; Herpotrichiellaceae. The transcript has a single exon. The record is from RefSeq and is a predicted model, not a curated record.